AUGCUAGCACCCCACCAGCACCAACCACAGGGCAGCAUGCUCGACUCAGCAGCAACAGAAGAAGGUGGUGAAUCCGGAAGCGAAUCUGCUGCCGAACCCGUCACUCCCACCAGCGGCCGUCAAUCACAAGACUUCACCCUCCAGAGCCAGGACCUUCAAGACCUACAGAGCAUACAGUCUUACCAGCCUGGUUCAGUUACAUCCUCGGGCGUUGGGCCUAUUGCAAUCCCCGGUGCCAACUCAGGAAACACAAACAAAGCAGCAUACCUGUCACAGUCUGCAAGCCGACCUCCCACCGCCUACGAGCCUACUACCCCAAGGGGUACAGAACCAGAGCCAGGUAGCUCAUUAACCCGUCAAUCGACUCGUGGAUCUAUCUCCACCGCGAGCUUCAAACGCACCAUGUCGAGCCUCUUCCGCCGAUCAAAUUCCCAAGCCAAGAACGACUUCACUCCUCCAGAAUCAACAACACCUUCGGUCGUAUCUGCACCCACCGAGCCCCAGACCAAUGGCCAGCCACGGGCUGCCGCUCGUCGUCGUUUCUCCAUGAACCGUUCCUCCGCCACUACUCGUUCCAACUCUCCCCCUUCACCCAGUGAUGGUGGUCUUGAAAUGGCUCCAGCGCACCGCGAACAUGCCUCUGACAAGUCUCUUCCCAACCGAGGCGACUUCAAGAAGAACCGUGCCUCAACUGGAUUUGCUUUCCGCAACCGGGCAAUCAACUUUGUUGGUGCAAACAACCAGACAGGAGGUCGACAUGAGCGUCCUGAAUACGCUCGCCGAGCUAGCAGCUAUGACGGCAGCCGCCCUAACACCCCUCUACCCCCACCCGCAGAAGGCGACGAGACUAUGUAUCCGCCUGAACGAAGUGUUUGGCCUCUUCCUCCUGACUCCGGCACUGGCGCCAAGGCUCGACGCAUGAGCUUGAGCCUGCCAGACGAUUUCGCUGUCGACAUUGCCGAGUUGCAGAACGAGUUCGAAUAUCAGCGCAAGUUCCUUGGCCGACAUGGAAAGCACCUUGGCAAGGGAGCUGCGUCCAAGGUCACCCUGAUGAUGCGCAAGGGCUCUCCAGAAGAGCUGUAUGCCGUCAAGGAGUUCCGUGGAAAAUCACACCGUGAGAGCCAGCAAGAUUACGAGAACAAGAUCAAGUCAGAAUUCAGCAUUGCGAAGAGCUUGCACCACCCCAAUAUCGUCGAGACCUUCCGCCUUUGCACUGACCAUGGGCGUUGGAACCACGUUAUGGAAUACUGCUCUGAAGGUGAUCUUUUCAGUCUUGUGCAAAAGGGUCACCUCAAGGGUGAUGACCGCAAGAAGGACCGUAUGUGUUUGUUCAAGCAGUUGAUUCAAGGUGUUCACUACUUGCAUGCCAACGGUAUUGCCCACCGCGAUAUCAAGCUUGAGAACCUUCUCAUCACCAAAGAUAGCAAGCUUAAGAUCACCGACUUUGGUGUGUCGGAAGUCUUCUGUGGCACCCACCCUGGCCUACGUGAAGCUGGCGGACAAUGCGGCCGUAACAUGAGCGGCGAGAUUCGCCUGUGCUCACCUGGUAUCUGUGGUAGCGAGCCUUAUAUCGCCCCUGAAGUCCUUGCCAAGGAAGAUUCAUACGAUCCUCGAGCUCUUGACGUAUGGAGCUCUGCGAUUGUCAUGAUUUACCUCACCUUUGGAGGUGCUAUCUGGUCCCGUGCCCAACCCGGUGAACUCCAUUACGAUAAGCUUGUUAAUGGCUGGAACAAAUGGUACACGAAGCACCCAGAAUGUGACGCGAGUAUUACCGAUACCGAUUACCCCAAGUGUUACGCCCUCGACAUCGGCAUUUCCCCGCCUGCUCUUCGUCGCCUUGUGCUACAAAUGCUGAACCCCGACCCCAAGAAGCGUAUCAGCAUCGACGGUGUUGUCAACAACCGCUGGCUGAAGAACGUUGAAUGCUGUCAGCUCGAAUCAUACGACGACCCAGCCCUACUUAUCGAUGCAACCAAGAAGGACAACACUAUCAACAGUAACAAGAAGAUCUUCUGCCACAACCAUCUGCCACCGAAGGGCACUGGUUCCCACUCGCUGGGCAAGAUGCCUGGCCAGGCGGGAUACUAG
Molecule: messenger RNA, 2088 nt
Organism: Fusarium sp. VM40
Lineage: Eukaryota; Fungi; Ascomycota; Sordariomycetes; Hypocreales; Nectriaceae
Source: the annotation of a GenBank genome assembly